AGGACCACCGCUGACUGGAGAUCACUGUGACGACCAGGAAGGGGGAGAUCUGUUAUUGCCUUGGUGGUGGGGAGGCGACCACUCACCAAAUCACCGACCAGCUGGGACCCCGAAAACAUUGUGAGGGGGGAAAAAAGGAUUGAAGGAAAUAGAAAAAAUAUAAUAACAAGGGAUUAACUGUCAGCUUCAACGGAGCAAUCAGGGAGUUCGUUGAAAACGGCACCAAAAAACACCCAGAUAUUCUCUCGCUCUCGCUCUCUCUGCCUCUGUCUCCCUCUGUGUGUGCUAAGUUGCUGGUCGAAGUGGACAGCUGUUCAAAAACAAGGGAAGAAGGAUGGAGGAAAAAAACAGUGAAAUAAAAAACAGCCCUUGGGUAAAAUACUCAUUCUACAUCCUCUUGUUUUCUAAAGCCACCAUAAUAUGAGAGAGAGGUGCAUCGCUGAACUAGUGCAGCAUGCAUCAGCACUGAGGCAGGACGAAGGAAGGAGCGGCGUGUGAGAGACGGUGACAGCCUGUGAUAGAGGGAUGAGGGAGGAGUGCAAGGGAAAGGGAGCGAGAGAAGAACUGGAAGGUCAUUACCACUAGGCGAGACAGAAAUGAACAGGGAUCUGUCACCCUUUGACACCUACUCUCUUAAAGGCUACCUUCAACACAAAUCAACAAAAGAGCUGAAUCCUGCUGCAUUCGCAUAUACGAAAGCCCUCCACAGAACCUGACUCAACCAGCCAAUGCAUUCCCAGAGGAAUGGCCUAUGUCCAUUGUGAAGAGGACACUCCUACCUUGUUCCUAUCCUUCUAAAUGUACCUAACCAAAGAACUUGGUCACUUGUUAUGACUGUCUGACCACAACAUCCUCUUUUGACUGCGACCCAAACCAGGAAUUGGCCUCUGUCUACAGAAAGGAAGAAGGGAAUAACUUUGACCAGCCGCUGCUAAGAGGAAUAGCCUCAUCUGUUGUUCAAGAGAACACACACUGGAUUGGUGAAUGUGUCUCAAACCAAGACGGACUAGGUGUACUAAAGAGACAUCCCUAUUCCCUAGAAUCUCUACACUGUACUACAAGCAGGAAUAUCUGUAUCGGUUGACGUAAACUCCUACUGGAGGGGUAGGCUGAGGCAAUUGGAGAGCUGACAGACAGAUUGACCGUCAGACAGGUGGCAUUUGAUCUCAACAUGGGAGAGACAGCCGAGUACCAGCGACUGUCCAGCGAUGACGAGGAGAAGCUAGGCAGUAAUAUGCAGUCGGAGGAGGGCACAGAAUGGCUCCUGGAGCUGCUGAUGGAGGUGCAGCUGCAGCAGUACUUCCUGCGUAUCCGCGACGACCUCAACGUGACGCGACUCUCCCACUUCGACUACGUCAAGAACGAGGACCUGGAGAAGGUCGGCAUGGGGCGGCCCGGGCAGAGACGGCUGUGGGAGGCGGUCAAGAGGAGGAAAGCAAUGUGCAAGCGGAAGUCCUGGAUGAGCAAGGUGUUCAGUGGGAAGCGUCCGGAUGGCGGGGACUUCCAGCAGGCUGCGCCCACCUCCUCCUUCCGCAAGCUGUCCCCCAUGCCACCCCCAGCGGUUGAGGGGGGUCCUCAGUCCCUGUACCAGCCCCCCCAGCACCAGGCCCUCACCUGUCUGAUCAGCGAGAAGGACCUUGCUCUCUUCGAGAAGCUCGGCGACGGCUCCUUCGGGGUGGUCAAGAGGGGCGAGUGGUUCACGCCCGCCGGGAAAGUGUUGACUGUAGCGGUCAAGUGUCUGAAGACAGACAUGCUGAGCCAGCCGGAGGCGUUGGACGACUUCAUCUGCGAGGUCAAUGCCAUGCACUCCCUGGACCACCAGAACCUCAUCAGGCUGUACGGAGUGGUGCUCACACAACCCAUGAAGAUGGUGACCGAACUAGCCCCGCUUGGCUCCCUCCUGGAGCGCCUGCGCUGCGUUCGGCCACAGGGCCCCAUCCUCAUCCACAUGCUGUGCCAGUACGCCGUGCAGGUGGCGUGCGGCAUGGCCUACCUGGAGCAGCGGCGCUUCAUCCACCGUGACCUGGCCGCCCGCAACAUCCUGCUGGCGUCGGCCCAGAGGGUAAAGAUUGGCGAUUUCGGUCUGAUGCGGGCGCUGCCCAACAACCACGAACACUACGUCAUGCAGGAGCACCGCAAGGUGCCGUUCGCGUGGUGUGCCCCGGAGAGCCUGAAGACGCGGACAUUCUCCCACGCCACAGACACCUGGAUGUUCGGGGUGACGCUGUGGGAGAUGUAUACCCACGGACAGGAGCCCUGGCUGGGCCUCAAUGGCAGCCAGAUCUUACACAAGAUUGACAAGGAGGGUGAGCGUCUACCCAAGCCAGAGGACUGUCCCCAGGACAUUUACAACGUCAUGCUGCAGUGCUGGGCCCAGAAACCUGAUGACAGGCCCACCUUUGUCGCCCUCAGAGAGUUCCUGCUCGAGACCAUGCCAACAGACAUGUGCGCGCUGCAGGACUUUGAAGAGUCCGACAAGCUUCAGAUUCAGGUCAAUGACGUGAUCACCAUCAUCGAGGGCAGAGCGGAGAACUACUGGUGGCGGGGCCAGAACAAGCGCACGCUGAAGUUGGGCCAGUUCCCCAGGAACGUGGUGACCUCGGUUGCAGGCCUGUCGGCCCAUGACAUCAGCAGACCCCUCAAACACAGCUUCAUCCACACAGGCCAUGGAGACACAGACCCACACCGCUGCUGGGGAUUCCCGGACCGCAUCGACGAUCUGUACCUAGGGAACCCCAUGGACCCACCAGAUGUCUUGGGGUUGGAUCUCAAUGCUGCCCAGCCUACUCAGCUACCAGGACGAGCAAAAAAGGAAGCACCUACUUGUCCCCCCCAGCCGUUGGUGCUUGUCAAGAAGCCGUGCUACGACUCGGUGACUGAGGACGAGGAGCUGACUGCCUCAGGCCUCAAGGGGCUGUCACUACUGAAAGUGGGCUCCAUCAAAGGCCUCAAGCUGAAACCCGCCACAUGUGUCUCCGCCUCCAAACAGGGGGGCCGUACUAUGGGCUCAGGCCACACCCCCAGUGAUGUGUCACUCAUCGACUUUGGGGAGGAGGUUCCCCCGGCCGCAUCCUCUCCCUCCCCGGUGGUGGAGCUCCAGGUGCCCUCGUUGGCCAAGCUGGCCCUGGACGCAGAGUUUAUUCUGGAUCGUACUCCUACCCAGAGCCCGUGGCGCUCGCUGCCCCGCCCCUUACACCCCAUGCCAGUGGUGGACUGGGACGCCCGGCCCUUACCUCCACCUCCUGCGUACGAUGACGUGGCGCAGGACGAGGAGGACAUGGAGGUGAGCUCCAUCAACUGCCUGAAUCAGCAGCAGGGGGGGAUGGGUGAGAGCCACAGCCCCACAGAGACCUUGCCGGCUGGUGAGGAGAAGGCCAUGGCCGGUGCAGCCGACAAACCCCUGGAGGACAACCUCUUCCUGCCCUCUAAGCAGGGCCUGACCUCCACAUCCUUCUCUCAGUCAGCUGAGAUCUUUCAGGAGCUCCAGCAGGAGUGCAUGAGGAGGCUCAAUGUGCCCACGGGAGGAGGUCCCCAGCCCCCCUUGCUGUCCCCAAUCUCCGGCCUCCAGUCAAUGGACGUCCACCGCCAGAUCAUCUUGUUCUUCUCUGAGGACAAGCCCCAGAUCCCUCCACGUGUACCCAUCCCGCCUCGCCCUGUCAAAAGGGGGGACUACACCCGCUGGUCCGGUGACCUCUCCCUGUCCCUGACUCCAGCUUCUGAGGAAGUCCAGGACCGCCCCCCUCAGAUCCCCCCGCGGGACCCCCUGUCCCAGCCGGGCUCGCGCACCCCCAGUCCCAUGGGCCAACAGGUGGGCUCCCCCCAGCAAAGGGCAAUGGUUUUCCCCAGUGCCCCUCCUCCGCCCACAUACGGAUCCUACCUCUCCACGUCCCCGGGGAAACUCAUGCCCACCACACAUAGCUUUGCCUUGGACCCCAAAUAUGCCGCACCCAAGAUCAUCCAAGCACAAGCCCAGGGUAAGGACCUGGCCAAGGGGCCCUGCAUCCUGCCCAUUGUCCGCAACGGCCGCAAAAUCAGCAACACGCACUACUACCUCCUGCCCGAGAGGCCGCCUUACCUGGACCGCUACGACCGCUUCUUCAGGGAAGCGGAAAAUGUGCCGACUGGUGGCAGCGGUGGGAUAUGCGAGGAGAGGCGGCAGGCCAACACGGCCACGGUCAGGCCCAUGAUGGUGAACCAGCAGCCGCAGAACCAGGGGGGAGACCUCAAGCCCAACUUUUCCUCCAACAACAACACUAGCCUGGGCUUUCGGCUGGGCAUGAAGUCCUCCCUCAGCCUGCCCAGGGUAGGCUCUGACGGGUCAGCCGGCAGGGCAGAGGGGGGAACCACAGCAGAUGGGGUCAAGAUGGUGCAGGAGGCGGUCCAUGGCGUGACUAUAGAGGAGUGUCAGACAGCCCUCCAGAACCACAACUGGAACGUGCAGAAAGCUGUGCACUACCUCAAGGUUGAGCAGCUUUUCUGUCUUGGCCUGAAGAACAGGACAGAGUGUCUCAAGGUGUUGGAGAUGUAUGACUGGAACCUAGAGGUGGCCAGCACUCAGCUCCUGGACUCCUACGGCUCCAUCCGGCAAAGGCGGUGACCGAUGUCACAAGGAGCCAUGGCUGAGUCCGUUCAGAACUCUUUUCAUUCAUCAGCGGUCUUUGAAGGGGCGGAGUCUGCUCCCGUCUCUCCGUUACGAUUUGCCAGAUGCAUCCAAUAUGCAGUCUUGCCCACACUGAGGACCUGGAAGCUAACCCGCACUAACACCGAAUAGGAGCGGAAGUCUGCUUAAAACGCAAGGAGUGGAACCAUACUCUUGAAGGGACCAUGUUGUCUGGUCCCUUACCUAUAGCUCAUCACUGAAGGAAAAAUGUCAUUUUUCGGUGCUGGUCUACCCAAUUCAGUUAUAUCACUGCCACAAUAGACCAACUUAGAUUACCCCUUUGUGUUAUUACUAACUUAUAUGAAUCAGGGUCGUAUUGCAUCCCUUUGAAAAUCAACAGAAACGGCAGUACCAUAGUAAAAGAGUAGACCUCUCCUCUACCAAAGCACUCCCCUACACCCCUACUGUAUGUGUGCUGUGUUAGGCUCCUCAGUUUGGAUAGGGACUUUGUUUUCGGGUUGUCAGCAUCCUUCUGCUGCAAUGCCCGCCUUCCCAGGCCUCCCAAGGUGCUCUACUGCGUUUCAGCAGAGGUCAAAGUUCAAAAAGCCCACUGGAAGGAGAGAACGAACAUUAAAGAGAACUAAACAAUAUGCAUCUGGUCCACGUUUAAGUGGACUCCUUCUUUUAUGUUCUGUUCUACAGAGUUCUAUUUGAUUUAUAUUAAGGAGAGGAAUUACUUUUUUAUGCACACAUACAGUAUAUUAUAUAUAAGAAGAGUUCAGAUGUUUUGAGUUUAUAUAUUUGCAGCGAAUAUGCGCUGAAAUGUGGUGUUUUUUCUUUUUAGUUCUCUGUUCUUUCAUAUAUUUUGCUUUUGAACCGGUCGUUUGAAAAGGGGGACAUAUUGAAAAUGUUCAACUCUCUUGAGAUGUUUUAUUUUCAUUUGAUCAGUUAAGCCGUUUAUGUUAGAAUGUGCUCCCCCUGAAUUGAGUUCACUUGUGGCUCUAAGUGCUAUUCAUUUCAUCCACUCCAAAUGUCCAUUUAAUCGUGCCCUACUGGUGAACAGAACGAUUUGACACCUGACUCUUUUUUUGUGCUCCCUCACUAUCUACUCUAAGCACUUUUCCCACACAAAACUACUGUUGAAAAUGGCCCACUGGCUUGCUUAUUUUCAAAGCACAUUGAUACUUAAAUAAUUAAUUAAGAACGUUGCCAGUGCUCCAGGACAAAGAUUUCCCCGAGCAGAGACAAUACCCCCUAGCAACUUGUCUUUACUAUUAGGAGCUAAAACCUUUAGUCAUCACCAAUAGGUUGCAGAGAAUUUUGAGGGGAAGAAAUGUCAGUACUGGCCCUAGUUGGUUACUCACAUAAAGCACAUGCAAGAUCCAAAAUGUCACAAUACUGGAUUAGACUCGGCCAAUAAAGUAUGCAGACCUCUCCAAACCUAGAACAAACUAAUGUAAAAUGUGAGUCUGUUUUCGAUGUAUUUUCUAUACUGUGCUAUCCUCUAUAUUCAUCAUAGACCAGUGGAGCAGAGAUUCUGCAAUGGUUGCACGCAACCUGCUGUUUUCCGUGUGUUAUGAUUCAAAUUAUGUUUUUGAACAUUAAGAUCUUUUAUAGUUGAUUCCAAUUUGUAAAUAAGUCUUACCUGAGAAGGCCUGAAAACUGACCUCAAAUCAGUUAAAAUUCCAGCACAGACCAACACGUUUAAACUGGCAGACUCCAAGUAGACCACUCCUACCAGUGUAGCGGGCUUGCAGGCUGGUCUUUCCCCAGUCUUUCUGUAGUCACUGUACCAAUUUGGACGUUUGACUGGGUUUGUGCCUGUCUCUGUGUGUGAAACAGACUGUAUAGACAUUCUCCAGUGUCUGUUUGUGAACACAGUGUACUGUCUCAUAAACAUUUUGCUCAUGUUACAAACUCAAACUUUGUCUCGUUGCCCUGUUCUUUCAGUCGUUUGCCCUCGCAGAUAAGGUCUGGAUGUGUUAAAUCAAUUUGACAGUACGCCACAUAGCCUAUUGCAGGAUUUAAUAGAGUGAGGCGAUCUGUCAUACCUAUCCUCCCGUAAAGAUUUAUGCAAGCCAAUCCUCAAAGGGCUGCGGUAAAGGGUACACGUUUUUGGUUUGGAACACAGCCAUUGUAGAACUUUCUGUACGCAAUAAUAAUUAUCCUCUUCCAAACAGUCAAGGCCAUCCAGCCGUGACAAAAAGAGAAUGCUUCCAUUGCUGUGAACUCCUUGAUAUACAUCAAAAUCCAUGUUGUAGUUCCAUGUCCCCAUGUCUUACACCGUUGAUAUAUUUGAUACCAAGCUGCUGUAGUUGUAGAAGGACUGAAGCGACCUUGUGGUACGAUUACCCAAAAUUAAUGUUCUCCUGUUCAUGUUUUUAAAUGUUUUAUGGUUGUAUUACCUUUUUGUUGGUUUGUUAGUUCAAUCCGACGUACCUGUACCAAUUUACUUUCCCAGAAAGUGUUUUAUUUUCACAUGGCUGUACAGUAGAUUUCCCCCCUGGGUGUUCGGAAUUGUGCAAGAGGGCAAAUGCAAGUUAAUGCUGACGAUCUCAAAUGUAUAAAUGUAUUUUUUAUUAAAGAAUUAACUUUUUUUUUUAUA
This is a messenger RNA of Oncorhynchus keta (chum salmon), 7205 nucleotides long. RefSeq names its product activated CDC42 kinase 1. NCBI's taxonomy places the organism in Eukaryota, Metazoa, Chordata, Actinopteri, Salmoniformes, Salmonidae. Gene Ontology annotation, molecular function: protein tyrosine kinase activity; protein binding; protein serine/threonine/tyrosine kinase activity. Bases 1172 to 4597 code for a protein of 1141 amino acids. Gene Ontology annotation, biological process: protein phosphorylation; regulation of keratinocyte differentiation; negative regulation of epidermal growth factor receptor signaling pathway. Gene Ontology annotation, cellular component: extrinsic component of cytoplasmic side of plasma membrane. The transcript is spliced from 16 exons. The record is from RefSeq and is a predicted model, not a curated record.